UCGGCGGUUAAGAACGAAUAAGAACACAACGCGAGAUCUGGAAGUAAUGUACAGCUGAAAGAUGUUGUCGGCGACGAGCAGAAGCUCCGCAUCUUCAUUACACUUGAAAUCCACCAGACAUUUCCAUAGGAAACCAUCUCCAUACACAAUCACGCUUUACAUAAUCGCCCUAUUUGCUCUCUCUAUUUUCAUUUUUAUUUACUACAGUAAAGAUAUCUUAGACAUUGAUGAUCAGCACAAGCCCUUUUCGUCUCAAUCCCACCAGCUGUCAGAUGAACAAGUCCAGGGAGCUCUCUCGAGCUAUGGUUUACAUCAAUGCGUCGAACCAACUGCAAAAUAUAAAGCGGCACUAGGAUCGGAUCAUUAUAUAACUGUAAGAAGUAAUGGAGGACUGAAUCAAAUGCGAACUGGUAUAUCCGAUAUGGUGGCUAUUGCACACAUUAUGAAUGCAACCUUAGUAAUUCCACAGCUGGAUAAGCGCUCAUUUUGGCAGGACAAAAGUAAAUUUUCUGAUGUAUUUGACGAGCCACACUUCAUUAGAAGCUUACAAGGAGAUAUUCGGAUUAUCAGAGAGCUACCUGGGGAACUUGUAUCUCUCCCUCAUGCCAGAAAGCACUUCACCUCCUGGUCUGGAAUGGGAUACUUUGAGGAGAUGAAACAAAUAUGGAAGGACCACCAGGCAUUACAUGUUCCGAAGUCAGAUGCUCGCCUUGCCAACAAUGAUCUUCCCCUUGAUAUCCAGAGGUUGAGAUGUAGGUCGCUUUAUCAUGCUCUUCGCUUCACACCUCCUAUAGAGAAUCUAGGGAAGAAGCUAGUGGAGCGGCUGAGAUUGCGUGCGGAAAGAUAUAUUGCUCUUCACCUCAGAUAUGAGAAAGACAUGUUAUCUUUUACUGGGUGUACCUAUGGUCUUACUGAUGCUGAAUCCGAAGAGCUGAGAGUGAUGAGGGAAAACACCAACCAUUGGAAGAUGAAGAAGAUAAAUUCAACAGAGCAAAGAAUUGGAGGGUUUUGUCCACUAACUCCUAAAGAGGUUGGCAUAUUUCUUCAAGGUCUUGGUUAUACUUCAUCGACACUAAUAUACAUUGCGGCUGGGGAGAUUUAUGGUGGAAGCACUCACCUUAAAGAGCUUACAUCUCGCUUUCCGAAUGUUGUUUUCAAGGAAACAAUUGCUACUGAGGAAGAGCUGAAAGAAUUAACCAAUCAUGCAUCUCAAACUGCAGCUCUUGAUUAUAUAAUAUCAGUAGAGAGUGACGUAUUCAUUCCAUCGCAUUCAGGUAACAUGGCAAGAACUGUUGAGGGGCAUCGCAGGUUUCUAGGCCACCGAACAACAAUUACCCCUGACAGGAAAGGUCUGGUUGACAUAUUUGAUAAAAUGGAUAGUGGACUGCUUAAUGAAAGCUCAUCGUUGUCGCGCCUUAUAAUUAAGCUGCACAAAAACAGGCGUGGUGCUCCCAGAAAAAGAGGCGGCCCUCCUCCAGGACUCAAAGGCCGAGCAAGGUUAAGGUUUGAAGAACCCUUCUACCAAAAUCCAUACCCAGAAUGUAUAUGUGAUUCAAAAGUCACUACAAAUAGUAGUCAUAGUGCGUAGGUCAGCUUGCACUUAUCACUAAAAAAGAUGUUCCGAGACAUUAGAUAAUUCAAAUUAGAAUGACAGUGCUUUUUACUGCUGCAAGCCUUUUUGUAAUUGAACUGGUUCCUUUUUUUGGUUCUUCGAUUCUUUCUAGAAUCUGUAUUUUAUGUUAAGAUCCUGUACAAUCAAUACAAGUAGUUAUCAUAUAUCAAUUAUACAUUUUACUUGUA
Messenger RNA from Daucus carota subsp. sativus, 1800 nucleotides. Its product is annotated as O-fucosyltransferase 38. The record is from RefSeq and is a predicted model, not a curated record. NCBI's taxonomy places the organism in Eukaryota, Viridiplantae, Streptophyta, Magnoliopsida, Apiales, Apiaceae. Gene Ontology annotation, cellular component: cytoplasm; nucleus. The transcript has 11 exons. Bases 62 to 1588 code for a protein of 508 amino acids.